CAUCACUGUCGACCCCACAAAGACUAUCACGUACACAACAUCACAACUCAUCAAAAUGGGCUCCAAAAAGUCUACACUAAGCGUUCGUGACUUGGAGCUCGCCAGCCUGGCCUGGCAGUGCUUUGAGAAUGAACCGAAGAUGAACUACAAGAAGUUUGCAGAAGUCGGUGGUUUCAAGAACACCAACUCGGCCACCGCGGUCUGGGCCACCGUCAAGAAGAAGCUUCUGGCCCAAGCCAGCAGCACUACCAGCGUCGCUCCGAAAUCCAACAAGCGUAAGAAAGAUGCAGAGACCGAUGAAGAGACCCUCACGAAGAAGCCCCGUACUCAUGUAGCCGCAAAGGCCAAGCCUACCGUCUGCAAUAAUACUGCUGACGUUGGCAAGGAUAGCGAUUAGGGGGAUGUAUGGCACGAUUGCUACUCUUCACGCUCAGAUCAUGGGCGAGGAGAUGCACAGCGCCGGCGAGAUUUUGACGCGAAGUCGUUCUUGGCAACCAAGGACCAGACUACGUAUGCGGUG
Molecule: messenger RNA, 520 nt
Organism: Truncatella angustata
Lineage: Eukaryota; Fungi; Ascomycota; Sordariomycetes; Amphisphaeriales; Sporocadaceae
Exons: 2
Coding region: 56-397 (113 amino acids)
Source: RefSeq, a predicted model, not a curated record